Messenger RNA from Rhinichthys klamathensis goyatoka, 1216 nucleotides. It is a transcript of the gene dhps, whose product is annotated as deoxyhypusine synthase. Bases 119 to 1201 code for a protein of 360 amino acids. The record is from RefSeq and is a predicted model, not a curated record. Gene Ontology annotation, biological process: peptidyl-hypusine biosynthetic process. The transcript is spliced from 10 exons. Lineage: Eukaryota; Metazoa; Chordata; Actinopteri; Cypriniformes; Leuciscidae. Gene Ontology annotation, molecular function: deoxyhypusine synthase activity. Gene Ontology annotation, cellular component: cytoplasm.
GCGCUUGCCGUAGUUUGGAACAUGUGGCUGAUCAAAUGUGCGGUGCUGUGAGUGCGAUCAGCGAUAAACUACAUUAACAUACCGGGUGUUACAUACUUAACCACUGGGGCUGCUCGUCAUGGCUCACCUGGCUCCCUCCGUGGCGAGGGACGCAGUGUUGAAGGAGAGCAUCCCUCUCCCGCAGGACAUGCUCCAGAUUAAAGGCUAUGACUUCAACCAGGGGGUGGACCAUCAGGCCCUGCUGCAGUCCUUCCUCACCACGGGCUUCCAGGCCAGCAGCUUCGGCCAGGCCGUGCAGGAGAUCAACAGGAUGAUAGAGAAGAGACUGGAGCCGGUGGAGGACGAGAUCGAGGGCUACGAGGAUCAGACUCGUUCAGGAUGCACUAUUUUCCUGGGCUACACGUCAAACCUGAUAAGCUCCGGUGUACGAGAGACCAUUCGCUACCUCGCACAGCACAGAAUGGUUGAUGUGAUCGUGAGCACAGCAGGAGGGAUUGAAGAAGACAUUAUAAAAUGUUUAGGACCCACUUACCUUGGAGACUUCAGUCUAAAAGGCAAAGAGCUACGACAGCAAGGCAUUAAUAGAAUAGGUAAUCUCCUGGUACCAAAUGAUAAUUACUGUAAGUUUGAAGACUGGCUGGUACCUAUUCUGGACCAAAUGGUGCUGGAACAAAAAACAGAGGGCACACACUGGACACCCUCCAAAAUGAUCCACAGACUUGGCAAAGAAAUCAACAACCCAGAAUCGGUGUACUACUGGGCCUAUAAGAAUGACAUCCCAGUGUUUAGCCCCGCCCUCACUGACGGCUCAUUGGGUGAUAUGAUCUACUUCCACUCCUAUAAGAACCCCGGACUAGUGCUUGACAUUGUGGAGGAUAUUCGGAGGUUGAACAGCAAGGCCGUGUUUGCCAAGACCACGGGGAUGAUCAUUCUCGGAGGAGGCCUCGUCAAGCAUCACGUCUCCAACGCUAAUCUCAUGAGGAAUGGAGCAGAUUUUGCGGUGUUUGUCAACACUGGGCAGGAGUUUGACGGCUCUGAUUCCGGCGCCAGGCCCGAUGAAGCCGUCUCUUGGGGAAAGAUCCGCAUGGAUGCCACUCCUGUAAAGGUUUAUGCUGAUGCUUCUAUAGUCUUUCCACUUUUAGUGGCUGAAACUUUUGCACACAACGCCGACAGGCUGAUCAAGGAAAAGAAGCGUGAUUGAUGGUGCUGUUCUCUU